Molecule: messenger RNA, 1664 nt
Organism: Pezoporus flaviventris
Lineage: Eukaryota; Metazoa; Chordata; Aves; Psittaciformes; Psittacidae
Gene: GPR39
Product: G protein-coupled receptor 39
Exons: 3
Coding region: 268-1659 (463 amino acids)
Biological process (GO): G protein-coupled receptor signaling pathway
Cellular component (GO): membrane
Molecular function (GO): G protein-coupled receptor activity
Source: RefSeq, a predicted model, not a curated record
UUCCUCCUCCUGGGGCAGGGACCAAAAGGUGCCUUUGCUUGCAGAGGAAGAGGCAAAUGUUGAGAGAAGAGCAGUUCAGACCACAGAGGGCUGGAGAACAGCAGCUUCACUUAGUGGAGAAAGGACAAAAAUCCAACAGGAGCAGGAGAUGUUUGCCAUAGAAAUAGUGAGAGGGGCAAAGCAAGAAAGGAUCCAUUUGCUGUGAAUCUGAACAUCAGAUUGGGCAGAAGGCUUUUUCUCUCUCCUAUUCCACCCAAGGGGCUUCUCAUGGCAGGACGGACAUCCUCUUUAGACUGUUCUGAUCUCAUUGACCACAGCCACAUCCCUGAGUUUGAAGUGUCUCCUUGGAUUAAGAUCACUUUGGCCUCCGUGUAUGUCUGCAUCUUUGUUGCGGGCAUCCUGGGCAACAGCAUCACCAUCAAGGCCACCAGGAUCCUGCAGAAGAAGGGCUACCUGCAGAAAGAGGUCACAGACCACAUGGUGAGCCUGGCCUGCUCUGAUCUGCUGGUCAUCCUGCUGGGUAUGCCCAUGGAGUUCUUCAGUGCCAUCUGGAGCCCCUUUUCUACUCCCAAUGGCAAUGUGGCUUGCAAGCUCUACUACUUCCUCUUUGAAGCCUGCAGUUAUGCCACUGUGCUGCAUGUAGCCACACUCAGCUUUGAGAGGUAUGUGGCUAUCUGCCACCCCUUUAAGUUCAAGGCCGUCUCUGGACCCCGCAAGGUGAAGCUGCUCAUCGCUUUUGUCUGGGGGAUGUCUGUCAUAGUGGCUCUGCCUCUGCUCUUUGCCAUGGGCACAGAAUACCCCCUGGAAGCUAUUGAGGGCUACCAAGGUAUGACUGCCUGUGACAAGCCUAUGCCCAGGCACCACCUUCCUGAUCUGAAACACAAUAUGACCAUCUGUACCAGCCUCUCCUCCAAGUGGUCUGUCUUUCAGGCCAGCAUCUUCAGUGCCUUUGCUGUGUACAUCAUAGUUUUGGGAUCUGUCACAUUUAUGUGCCACAGCAUGAUGAAGACCCUGAUGAUCCACAAGAAAGGAACUGUGGCUGUGAAGGGUGGACUAAAACACCAGGAACAGUACCUAAGAAAAAGUGAGAGCUCGGAGGGCAAGAGCUCCAGGAGACAGAUAAUUUUAUUCCUGGGACUGAUUAUUGCAACUCUGGCUGUAUGCUGGAUGCCAAACCAGGUUAGAAGGAUCAUGGCUGCUGCUAAACCAAAACAGGACUGGACCGUCCCCUACUUCAGAGCAUACAUCACUCUUCUUCCCAUUGCUGACAUCUUCUUUUAUCUCAGCUCGGUGGUGAACCCCCUCCUGUACAACAUCUCUUCUCAGCAGUUCCGCAGCGUGUUCCUGCAGGUCCUUCGCUGCCACCUGACCAUACAGCAUGCCAACAAGGAGAAGUUUCUCAGAGCAAACCAGAGCUCCAGAGCAAGGAGCAGCCGGUCUCUGCGCCCACUGCUUUUCAUGUCGUCUAGGCGCAGUUCUUCUAGGAGGAGCAGUAACAAAGUUUUCUUAAGUACUUUUCAGAAUGAGACCAAGCCUGACUGCAUCCUACAGGAACCAGGACCCGAACCACAGCAGUCCAGCUUGGAAGUAGUGCCCCUAGAGACUAGCUCAGAGCCCAGCCCAGACGCACCAAACGGCCUUUGUGAACAUCAAGUAUGACUUCA